Messenger RNA from Vespula pensylvanica (western yellowjacket), 840 nucleotides. Its product is annotated as intraflagellar transport protein 22 homolog. Gene Ontology annotation, cellular component: endomembrane system. The coding region runs from base 181 to 759 and encodes 192 amino acids. Gene Ontology annotation, biological process: intracellular protein transport. The transcript has 4 exons. The record is from RefSeq and is a predicted model, not a curated record. Gene Ontology annotation, molecular function: GTPase activity. NCBI's taxonomy places the organism in Eukaryota, Metazoa, Arthropoda, Insecta, Hymenoptera, Vespidae.
UGAAAUAAUUAUGAUUUUAUAUAAAUAUGCUUACUUGUUAUGUUGUAUAAUUAAGUAUGCAUUUUAACUUCGUCAUUAUGAAUGGUUACCGUGGAAACAAUAUAGUAUACAAAAAUAGCCUUCAAGAGUGAUUGAUACAAAUAUGGAAAGAUUACUGUGUUAUAAAAGAUAUCAAUAAUUAUGCAAGCUUUAAAAUUAGUGGUAAUUGGACCAUUGGAGAGUGGUAAAACUACAGUAUCAAAUUUUCUUGCUGAUGCUUCAGAAAUUCCUUACAAUUACCAUCCAACAUAUGGUGUAAGAAUACUAGAAGCAGAAGCACAAGGCAUUAUUGUAAAUAAUAAAACUAUUUCAAAAGAUAUUGAAAUAUGGGAUUGUAGUGGCGAUUAUAAAUUUAAAACUUGUUGGCCUGCUAUAAGGAAAGAUUUGCAUGGUGUGAUGUUAAUAUAUAAUGCAAAAAAACAAAAUUGUUUAAAAGAAAUGCAAGAGUUCUAUGAUUACUUUGUUACACAGACUAAAUUAGGUCCUGACAUGUGUGUAAUAUUCUGUUAUGAUCCUGACAGAAUUCUAUCUGAAUUACCGAAAUCGAUCUCUUCCACAUUUCCCAAAGUAUCACAUGUCAGAUGUGACAUAGAAGAAAGUGCUAAUAAAUUACAAGCUGACUUUCGUUUAUUUUUAAGCUCACUUAUGACUAAAAUGCAAGACUAUUUGGAUCAAGAAGAAAACACUAUAUUAACUGAUAAUAUUUUAUUUGCUAAAUAAUUUUUUAUCACUUUAGUAGGAUAUAAUAUAUGUACAUAUAGUGUACAAAAAUCUAUAACAAUAUUAUAUUUUACUUCCAGC